Amaranthus tricolor (Joseph's coat) is the source of this 1249-nucleotide messenger RNA. Its product is annotated as tetraspanin-7-like. The record is from RefSeq and is a predicted model, not a curated record. NCBI's taxonomy places the organism in Eukaryota, Viridiplantae, Streptophyta, Magnoliopsida, Caryophyllales, Amaranthaceae. The transcript has 2 exons. The coding region runs from base 208 to 1059 and encodes 283 amino acids. Gene Ontology annotation, cellular component: plasma membrane; plasmodesma. Gene Ontology annotation, biological process: auxin-activated signaling pathway.
AUUAAAUAAUCUAGGUUUCGAUCUACAUAGGUUAUCCUCUAGAUUAUUUAAUUAAACCCUUUAUUAUAAUAAUUAAUUAAUUAUUUAAUCAAACCCCCACCCCCACCCCCACCCCCCUUGGGCAUAUAUCAUCAAAACAUAAAAGACAGUAUUAUCUGAAAAACAGAAAAAAGAGUGUAUUAUUAGUAGUGUUAGUAGAUUUAAAGCAUGGUUGAUAUUAGUGCAAAAGACAUAGCUAAAUUAAAUAGUGAUCAAAUAUGUGUUUUAUUCCUUUUUCUUAUGGAGUAUGCAACUACAGGAUCAGCAAUCGUGUAUGGUUUAAAUCUACUUUGUACAACUAGCUCUGCUUCAGCAGGGUUUCGUUUUUAUGGAAUCAUUCUAAUCAUCAUCGGAGUUGUUCUCAUGAUUCUCUGCUAUGUGAGCUGCUCACUUGCUCGAGAGACUGAACUUGCAAUACUAAAAUCCAUGUGUUGUUCAGUGCCUUUGUUUAUAGCUCUUGCGGCAUUGGGGAUUUUUGCCUUGUCUGUCAGCAGUAAAGGUGGUGGACAAACCAUACCCGGGAGAUCUUAUAAGGAGUAUCAUGUGGAGUCUUAUUCUAAGUGGAUGCAAAAUAAGGUUAAUAAUUUACAUCAUUGGGAGAACUACUACAAGAAAUCUCUUCUUAAGAGUAAUGUUUGUGAUAAUUUCUAUCAUAAAUAUGAGUUGGAUACUAUUGAUGAGUUUCACAAAAGAUCUUUGGAUGCUUUUGAGUCUGGAUGUUGCAAGCCCUCUGAAGAUUGUAACUUCAAUUACACAAGUCCAUCAAUCUGGGUAAAGCCAAUAGAUGGAAACUACACCAACAUUGACUGCAACAGAUGGAGUAAUGAUGAAAACACACUAUGUUUUGAUUGCCAAUCAUGCAAGGCUGCAUUUCUUCAAGACGUAACGACUCAAUGGUUCACUCCGGGUGUCAUUUUUGUUGUUCUUGCAGCUAAGCACUUGUUGAUCGGUUUAUGUGUCAUUGGUUUAUCUGAUGUUCAAUUUGGCCCAUCAUCUCAGGGUUACCGACUUACAGUUUAGUUUAGUUUUUUUAGAUGCUUUCUUUAAAAUUUCUGCCGAGAUCAGAAAUAAUGGCUUCAUGAUGAUGAAGUUUGUAAAUUUUGUACUUAGUUUUCGCUUGGGAAUUACUUUGAUUUGAACUACCAUAUUUUGUACGCAAACUAUCAAAAAAUAAAUACCACUAGAGGACUUGAUGCUCAAUAUUUCACUC